This is a messenger RNA of Saccostrea cuccullata (small rock oyster), 3809 nucleotides long. RefSeq lists its product as uncharacterized. The transcript is spliced from 15 exons. The record is from RefSeq and is a predicted model, not a curated record. Gene Ontology annotation, cellular component: nucleus. Gene Ontology annotation, molecular function: DNA binding. Lineage: Eukaryota; Metazoa; Mollusca; Bivalvia; Ostreida; Ostreidae. The coding region runs from base 7 to 3459 and encodes 1150 amino acids.
ACAAGUAUGGCGACAUGCGAACAGGUGCAAGCAGAACCAGAGGGGUUCGGAGGAAAGAAGCGUCGUUUAGAUGAAGAAGUUACAAAAAUAUCAAUAUGCAUACAGCAGUUUAGGAGAUGGUGUAAUUUUAAGAUUAGAGUCAACUGCACACGCGACUCAGAAGCCAUACAAAUCUUGCUAGACCAUUGGUACAAGACUUUCCCGGACACAUCAGUAGAUAAGGAAAAUGGUAGGAAAAGGAAAGAGAGACAGACCAAUUCUGUUUCAAAAGCAGGAAAUGGGGCACUGCCUGACCUAGAAACACAGAACAGUAAAGAUGUAGAUUGUGUUACAUGUACCAGUACAUCACUAACAGAACAUGUACAGACAGAGAUAGACAGCAUUCCAUUAAAGAUGGAGGUGGAUGAUGAUAUUGUAACUGAGGAACCAGAGAACACAGAGAUUGAACGAGUGCUAAGUCCGAGUGUAAUGGUCACAGAUGAUAAUCUGAAUAAAGAAAUUAAAAAUGAAAGAAUGUGGACUCAGAAAUUCUGUUUUUUGUCAAAUUGCAAUCAGCGCGUUGUUCCAAGGCAUGCGGAAGUCAAGAAGCUGAAUGAAGCAGAUCUUGGAAACAAGGUAGUGACUUUUACCAUAGACGAAAACCCGGCAACAUUCCGAGAAGCGAUCCUCAGCGCAUGCCCGCAACUCAGGAAGGCAGGAGGAUUUGAGCUGUUCCAAAGGAAAAGAACUUUUAGUUUAGAGAACAUCUCCGAGCCUCCCGGUGGAUUUACCACUUCGUAUUUGAUGGAGAAAAACGAGCUGAACGGAAUCGUCUGUUACGUUAGGCCUCAGAAGAGUAUUUCAGUGAAAGCCAUCGAGGAUUGUCCAAGGAGAACCCGGAAUGACCUAAAUUUCGCUCAAAAAAUGCAAGUUCUGGACCUGUUAAAGCAAGGCAGGACACAGACAGAAGUGGGCAGACGUGUUGGUUGUGCCCAGUCUGUAAUUUCCCAAAUUGCUGCCAGAGAACAGGAGAUCUAUGCACAAGGGAAUAACUUAAAUCCCAGUAGAAAACGUUUGCGAGCCGGAAAAGCAGCAGACGUGGAGGUAGCUCUGACCAAUUGGUUUAAAAGCAUUUAUCGGCCUGGGAAAUACAUUCCCAACUAUAUAAUAAUGGAGCAGGCUGAGCUAGAGGCUAGGAAGCUGGGUAAAAUGUUGUUUAAUCCUUCAUCUGGUUGGCUUAUGAGGUGGAAAUUAAGGCACAAUAUACCCUCGACGGCGAUGAAGAAAAAACCUCAAGUAGAAACUCGGAAUACGUCAACAAACGAGGAAGAAGUUUCUCAACAGGAAGUUGAAGAAGAGGAAGUAGUUCCUGAAGAGGCUGAAAUUGAGGCUGUAUCUCAAGAUAAUGACUCAAGAUAUCAGAAUGAUGACUUAGUAUCUCAGCGAGAUGGGACCUCGUCUCACAGUGAGGACUCAAACCCUCAUAACACGGAAGAGAAUGGAACAAUGCAGAUUGAAGUUGCAGAGCAGACAAAAGAGAAAUGCAGCAGUGAAGGGACAGUCUCGGAGUAUUUGCCUGAGAAAAGAAAGAAAACCUCAGCAAUGAACAAUUCAGUGGAAAUUCCUGAGUACCAUCCCAGGACUCGCAGACGUAAUGACCUGAGCCUGAAGGACGAAAUGCAUGUCAUUGACCUUCUAGAACUGAAACUCUCGCAGAACAAGAUUGCAAGACUACUAGGAAUUUCACAAGCCCAAGUUUCUAGAAUCUCUAACAGUAAGGAGGAUAUCCGAGCUCAGUGUCUGACCUCAGAGGAUCUGAAUCGCAGAAGGAACAGGAAGGGAAAGGCCCCGGAUGUUGAGUCUGCACUGUUAGCCUGGUAUCAAAGUCUACUGGAUCAGGAACCGGAAAAACAGAUAACAAACCAGAUGUUAAAGGACCAGGCAAAAAAGCUGGCAGGGGAAUUCGGAAUUCCAAAUUUUCCUGCCAGCAGUGGGUGGCUGUACAGGUGGAAAGACAGACAUAACUUGGUGGAUCCGGCUCUGAAGAAGAAAAAAACAAAAUAUGAUGGGAAGAAAAACUCAGCACAGGAAAAUCUCAAUGCGGAGUCAGAAAAUUCUAUAUCUGGAGCACCAGACCAUCAAGAGGAAGAAGAAGACCAGGAAGAUGAGUCCAGCGAGGGCAUUGUGUCCAGUGAACUGUGUGGUGAAAACAAUAACUCAGUGAUUAAAGAGCAACAACUGUGUCAGAAUGUGGAACCCAGUGUUGAGGCUUCUGCUAUCCAUCCUAAAAAAGAUACCUCAGGAUCAUAUUCUAUGAAUAUUCCUAAAUCUGAAAUGACUGAGCAGGUUGAAACUCUUAAUCUUAUAGGAACAUCAGAAAAAGAUACUAGUGCAAAGUCUGCCUCAAAUAUUCCAGGGACGAUGUCACAGGAGAGUGAUGCUGGGGCUACUACACUGGACAAACAGUUGGAGACCCAGAAGUUGUUGGCUACAGCUUUCUUACAUUCACUCAAUAUACUUGGACCACAGACUUCUGGUCAAGGUAGUGGCUCAGUUGUUCCACAGUUUACUGGAUCAGCUCAGGAAAUGGUGAGGAACCUAUUGGAUCUAUGUCAGACUCCAACACAAAUUUCUUCUACUCCAACUAAAAGCCAAGCAGAGGAACCAAAGUCUGGAGAAAUUUUGAUGGCUCCAUCAGAAGUUAAUACCAGUAUGACAUCUCUAAAACCAUCAACAGUUGUAUCUAGUGUUCAAAAUAAUAGUGGAGCAAAUGAGAGUGAAACAGGUAUUGUUGGACUUGCAACACAUUCACAGACUAGCAUGUCAUUAGAUUCAGCAUCUUUGAAUGCUGGAAUGUCUUCCAUUGCACAGAGUUUAUCAUCGUCAUCAACCUCACCAGCUAUUUCCAGCACUAUGUCUAAAGAUAAGGAGAACAAAACAUUGAAAGCUUUCAUACCAUCAGAAGUGCCAAAAGUAUCUGCAGCAUCCACCAAUGUUUCAAGUAUGUGUAGUUCUAGUAAUGAAACGAUGGGGACUGUAUCUUCUAAGAUAACAAAGACUCCAAAGAAACAAACCUCAACCACUAGUGGCUUAAGUUCCACAUCAAAGUCCAAAUCAAAAUUGAAGGGAAAAUCUACACCUUCAUCAAAUGUGCCUGAAGAGCCAGUGACUCCAAGAUACAGUACACGUAAAAGGACCACCAACAAGAUUAUACAGAAGUUAACUGAGGAGGAGAAUGAGUCAGACAUUGCUGACAUGAACGAUGACAGUGAUAAUGAUCCCAACUGGGAGGAAACAGAGAAAAAGAAAAAAGACACUGAUUUGUCUUCAGAUCCUGAUGACUUAAUGGAUUCAGAGGAAGAUGAUGAAGCUUUUGAUAAGACCAUGAUGAUGAUGACGAUGAUUAUGAAAAUGAACAGGAAGAUUCUGCACGACCUUCAAUGGAUGGGCCUUAUACCGAAGAUUUCAAACGAAAAAUAAUCUUGUAUGCUGAAAAACACGGCAACAACCAAACUGCUCUUAGAUUACAUAUUGACAAGGAAUUGGUUUGGAAAUGGAGGGAAGAAAAGGACACUCUUUUUUCCAUUAAAGGAUCCUCAGCAAAUGAUGUUCACACAUCCGGGUCACAGUCUCUGAUGACAGAUGAGGAGAUAGACAAUGCCAUAUCGAACUUCAGGUCAGAACAAAGAAGAAGUUACACCUCUGAAUUUAAACUGGAGGUGGCGAACUAUGCCACGCAGACAAAUAAUAUGGCCGCCCAGCGAAAGUACGGUGUAAGCGAAAAACUUAUUCGUUACUGGAGAAAACAGAAAAAUAAUCUUGAAAAAAGU